Molecule: messenger RNA, 1602 nt
Organism: Macrosiphum euphorbiae (potato aphid)
Lineage: Eukaryota; Metazoa; Arthropoda; Insecta; Hemiptera; Aphididae
Source: the annotation of a GenBank genome assembly
AUGGAAGUCAACAACGCCAGGUCAGAUGAAAACGCUGACGAAUCGCCCGCCGACGCUCAGAAGUCUGAAGACCACAAAAAGCUACUCGAAUAUGGCAUACACGAGUCGGUCGCCGACAGGCUAGACGAAAUCUAUAAAAGCGGUAAAUUAGCACAUUCUGAUUUGGACACUAGAGCAUUGGAUGCAUUAAAAGAAUUUCCUGUUGACGCAGCUUUAGGAGUUCUUUCUCAAUUUCUUGAUAGCAAUUUAUUACAUGUAUCCAAUAAGUCUGCAUAUUUAUGUGGAGUAAUGAAAACUUAUAGACAAAAAACAAGAAUUACCCCUCAAGAGCCUUUUGUACAACCACCCAAAGGGCCAGAAUUUGAUAAAGUCAAGGAAAUAUUAGCUAGAACUAACUAUAAAUUUGAUGUGACUACUGGGCAACGGAAGUAUGGUCCACCACCUGACUGGACUGAUCCUAAGCCAACUGCUGGUUGUGAGGUGUUUUGUGGAAAAUUGCCGAAUACUGUGUUUGAAGAUGAACUGAUUCCACUAUUUGAAAAGUGUGGUAAGAUCUAUGAUUUGAGAUUGAUGAUGGAUCCAUUAUCUGGUACUAAUCGUGGAUAUGCUUUUGUUACUUAUACUACUAAGGAAGAGGCUGAAAGAGCUACUGUAGAACUUGAUGGUUAUGAAAUAAAGCCUGGAAAAAAUAUCAAAGUGAAUAUUAGUGUACCUAAUCUUCGUCUUUUUAUUGGGAACAUUCCUAAAUCAAAGGGGAAAGAAGAUAUUAUGGAAGAAUUUGGCAAAAUAACAAGUGGACUCACAGGAGUCAUAAUCUAUAGUUCUCCUGACGACCGCCGAAAGAAUCGAGGAUUUUGCUUUUUAGAGUAUGAUUCUCAUAAAGCUGCUUCUGUAGCAAAAAGACGCUUAAGCGCUCCAAACUACAAAGUAUGGGGCUGUGAUAUAAUUGUAGAUUGGGCCGAUCCUCAAGAAGAGCCUGAUGAUGAAACUAUGUCAAAAGUUAAAGUGUUGUAUGUUAGGAAUUUAACUCAAGAAGUAACUGAAAAUCGUCUAAAAGAAACGUUUGAAGUUCAUGGUUCGGUAGAAAGAGUGAAAAAAAUUAAAGAUUAUGCUUUUAUUCAUUUCAAUGAUAGAGGUUGUGCUCUCAAGGCUUUGGAAGAGCUAAAUGGUACCAAUUUGGAUGGAGCUACUUUGGAAGUAUCGCUAGCCAAACCUCCAUCUGAUAAAAAGAAAAAAGAAGAAAUUUUAAGAGCUAGAGAACGCCGUAUGUUUACCAAUAUGCAAGGCCGUGCUUUUGGGUUGAUGCCACAACCAUUAUCAUUGAUGGGGGCUCCAAGACCAGGCUAUCGUGCAGUUUCAAAUAAUUUACGUAUGGCUGGUCGAGGUGAAUUUGAUUGGCCAUGGGGAUUUAAUUCGUGGAUGUGGCCUGCAGGCCGCUGGGAUGCUGGGGCUGCCGGCCCUUGGGGAACAGCAUCUGCUGGAAAUAGACAAUGGCAUGGAGUUGCACCAAACAAUCGGUCAUGGGGAAAUGGCAGUGGUGGCCGAAUCGGCGCAGCUGGAAAUAGUAGCGGCGCUUCAAGCCAUGGCAAGUUUACAAGAUAA